Dermatophagoides farinae (American house dust mite) is the source of this 1578-nucleotide messenger RNA. RefSeq lists its product as uncharacterized. Lineage: Eukaryota; Metazoa; Arthropoda; Arachnida; Sarcoptiformes; Pyroglyphidae. Gene Ontology annotation, molecular function: ribonuclease T2 activity; RNA binding. The record is from RefSeq and is a predicted model, not a curated record. Gene Ontology annotation, biological process: RNA catabolic process. Gene Ontology annotation, cellular component: extracellular region.
GAAAUGAAUUGGAUUAUUUUCAAAAUCCUAAUUACAAUAUCGAUGGAUAGAUGGAUGAACCUUGAAAUUAUCUUUGACAAACACUCACACAAAUGCAGAAGCAAACACAGACACAGUUAAAUAACCAUUUAAACAACAAUGAAUUCAAUCCGAAAAGAAAAAAAUUAACACAAAUAAUUCCAGUUCUAAUCCCAUCCAAAAAAAAACAAAUGAUGAUUCAUUCAACCAAAAAAUUAAAAUAACACUGAAACCAGCUGACUUAUGGAUGAUAAAAAAAUAAGAAAAAAGGGUAAAUAUCGACAACGACAACAAUCAAAUAUUUUGUUUAGAUUUUAUCUGGGCGGAGCCUAUAUUUGUAUCAUACAACAAGAAAGAAUUUCACGUGAUCAUUUUAUUUGUAUGCACCAAAUUAAUCGGAGCUGACAUUGAUCAUGUUUUUGUUGUUAUAGCAAUAUUAUUAUCCUUUUUGUUUUGUGAGUCGUCAUUUUUUUUUGUUGUAAUCCAAUCAUUUUACAAGUUGUCGACACACCUGAUUGUGAUAAAUUUUGUGGAUAUUUUAAAAUUAUCAUCAUAUUAAUAAUUGUCCGAAAAUGAUGAACAAUAACACCAACAAUGGCCAACAAGCAAACAAUGAUUAUGUCUAUCGAACAGCUGAAUAUAUGCCACCACCGAUUUAUAAUGAUGUUACACCAUUGAUUGCCGAUAAUCGUACAUCUAGUGGUCGAAAUAUUUUAACUAUAAGACCCGAAUAUAUCUAUGUAUUUCCUAGUGUAGGUUCAAGACGUCGUCGUUUAAUAAAUCUUUUCCUAUACAUUGUUAUGAUUAUUCUAUUGGCCGGUCUUUUUGUCAUGUUUAUGUCUAUGUUUAUAACAUAUUCACAAGAUUUUAAAUACUUACUGUUUGUACGUCGAUGGCCACCAACCGUUUGUCGUGAUCAUAAUGUUUGCCGUCCAGAUUCUAAACAAUUUGAACGUUGGGUUAUUCAUGGUCUUUGGCCAGAAAAUGCCGACAAUACUUGGGAUCAAUUCUGUUCUAAUCAACCGUUAAAUCAAACAGUAUUGAAUCCAAUACAUGAACGUAUGUUAAACAUAUGGCCAAAUUUAUUACAAGGUAAAACGGAAAAUUCUCUUUGGAAACAUGAAUGGCGUAAACAUGGAACUUGUGCAAAAAUGACACAAUUUGAAUAUUUUAAUCAAACGCUCAAUCUAUAUGAGGAAUUUGAUUUGGAUCGAGCUUUAAUUGAAGCUAAUAUCGUGCCACGAUCAGAUAGAAAAUAUUCUCGUGAACUAUUCGAACACGCAUUACAUGAAUCAAUCAAUAGGAAAGAUUUUCAAUUAAAUGAUCCUCGAAAUUAUAUUCUUAAUUGUAAAGAACAUGAAAAUGAUUCAUAUUUAGAAGAGAUUUGGCUUUGUGUCUCAUUUCAUCGUCCAGAUCAACCAUCAUAUUGUACAAUGGAAUCAUCAUGUCCGAAUAGUUUUUAUUAUACCGGAUUCUAAAAAAGUGUCCAUUGAUUCAAUUUUUUAUUGAUUCUUAAUCGACAAUUUGAUUUAUAAAACAAUUUGAGAAAAUAUUUUAUAU